Molecule: messenger RNA, 870 nt
Organism: Stegodyphus dumicola
Lineage: Eukaryota; Metazoa; Arthropoda; Arachnida; Araneae; Eresidae
Gene: mRpL16
Product: mitochondrial ribosomal protein L16
Biological process (GO): mitochondrial translation
Cellular component (GO): ribosome; mitochondrial large ribosomal subunit
Molecular function (GO): rRNA binding; structural constituent of ribosome
Source: RefSeq, a predicted model, not a curated record
GAAGUGAGCUGAAGUGAAAAUGCGAUAUUGUUUGUAAUGAUUGUUUUCAAAGUGGAGAAAGCUUAUUUUCGAAAGUAAAAUGAAUAUUUUACGGGCCAAACCUCUGCUUGAAUUACAUCAGAUUCCUUAUAACCUGUUAUUACAAAAUUCAUUGAAACCUUUCUUAUUGUAUAAUGCCCGAAGAAAUAAGACAAAUUAUGAAAUGCCACCCCCUUCAUUUGCAGACAUAGAACUUCCAGAACAAAGAAAAUUGCCUAUUAUACCAAAAAUUCCACAGUAUUAUAUAAACACUAAACCUCCUCUUCUUCGUAAAAGUCAUGAAGAUAUUAGAGGGCCAGAAACAGUUCAUAAUGAACUUCUGCACAAGCAGUAUGGAAUAAUAGCAUUGAGCGGUGGGUAUCUCAAGUAUGGUAGCAUUGAAGUAAUCAGAAAUACUGUUAACAGGGAAAUGGACACUAGAAAAACAUUUGCUGUGUGGCGUGUUGAUCCAUUGUGGAAACCACAGCCGAAAAAGGGAGUAGGUAAACGAAUGGGUGGAGGAAAAGGUAGUGUUCAUCAUUAUGCCACUCCAGUGAAAGCUGGAAGAAUUGUAAUUGAAGUUGGAGGAAAAGUAGAGUUUGAAGAAGUAUAUCCAUUUUUAAACAGAGUAGCCAUGAAAAUGCCUUUUGAUGCUAUGCCUAUUAGCCAGCAAAUGCUAGAAGAAUUAGAAAAAGAAGCUGAGGAAUUACAUCAAAAGAAUAUUAACCCGUUUAGUUUUCGUUAUGCUGUACAAAAUGAUCUGCGUGGUUGUAAUUUGUGGACUUCUGAAUGGGAUAAAAAAUAUUUUGAUGAGUAUAUAUAAAAAAGAAUAAAUAUUGUUUUAAAAUUGAA